Messenger RNA from Laccaria bicolor S238N-H82, 927 nucleotides. RefSeq lists its product as uncharacterized. The record is from RefSeq and is a predicted model, not a curated record. The transcript has 7 exons. The coding region runs from base 1 to 927 and encodes 308 amino acids. Lineage: Eukaryota; Fungi; Basidiomycota; Agaricomycetes; Agaricales; Hydnangiaceae.
AUGGGACCAUGUCACUUGUUUUGUGCCGCUUGGCAUGAGAUGAGUGGAUCUCCCACUUCUCAGGUCUUCCCUCAUGUCCUAAAGAGCCCCAGACGCAUCUGUCGACGCGUCCUUUCGUCCCUGGUGCACAAACUCGCUGGUGCGCAGUAUCCGUUGAUGAAAAACACUGCCAUGCCACUUGGAAUGCCGCACUCAUAUGGGAUGAUGUGGGCCAUGAGCCAUGCUCGGUUGAUUGGAAGGGAUGGAGCCGCAUCAACGAUGGGCAAAUGGGCUUACCCAGCGGAUCCACUGCUUCUAAGAUCUCCCCCUGUGCUCCAAAAAGCCCUAGACAUGACCAGCAAUGCAUCAUUCCACUCUCUAGUGCACAAACUUGCCAGACCGAUGGCUGGUGACAUUGAGCACGCAUCGGAGAUGUUGAGUGCGAGAGGCAGCAGGAGAGUGUCAGGAGCGGCUGCCAGAAAGGUUGUGCGGGGAACUCCGAAAUCAUUGAUUAACCCUAACGUUGGGUCCCAACCCAAGGCCUUUUUGGGCUGCAUGACAGAUCCUCAUACAGCAGCAGUACUUGGUAGAGGAGAGGCUAUGGAACACGUAGUACAGAACUGUGCUGUGAACAACUACCAGUUCAACUCCCUAGUUGUGAUUAAACAAGUCCUCUGCUUGAGUAUCAUGAUGCAUAGCAACACCAGGAGAACCCUCCUCACAUUGUACACCUAUGACAACCUUGGCAAUCCGAAUCAUACACCGAGUGCACGAGACCCACAGAACCAGGUCACUCUGGUAUCUGGAGACCUCCUUACCAUCCAACAUCUACGCAGCUUGCAAAUGACCCGGGAAGAGGAAUCAAUGCCCUGCAGCCGUGUACAGUUCAUGGUGCCCAUUAUAGGCCUCUUCCACCUCAAAAUGGUGUGCACUGGUGCAAUGUGGUGA